Messenger RNA from Penicillium soppii, 1614 nucleotides. Its product is annotated as Major facilitator superfamily domain general substrate transporter. The coding region runs from base 1 to 1614 and encodes 537 amino acids. The record is from RefSeq and is a predicted model, not a curated record. Lineage: Eukaryota; Fungi; Ascomycota; Eurotiomycetes; Eurotiales; Aspergillaceae. The transcript has a single exon. Gene Ontology annotation, molecular function: transmembrane transporter activity. Gene Ontology annotation, biological process: transmembrane transport.
AUGGAGGAACCACUACUCAAUGGGACGGAGCGCCUAUGUACAAACGGCGAAGUCCAACUCAUUCCAACCCCUACGAAUUCUCCAGACGACCCACUUAACUGGAGCACGUGGAGGCGGUAUUGGCAUGCAUUUUUGGUCUUGAUCUUUGUCGCUUUAACCGCCGCCACUUCUAACGACGCCGGUACGGCGGGCAAUGGCAUGAACGCCGAUCUGGGUAUUACCUGGGACCAGAUCAACAUUGCUGCCGGUGUACUAUUUGUUGGCAUUGGAUAUACCACAUUGCUGCUCAGUCCAGCACCUUUCUUAUAUGGACGCCGCAUCUCCUACUUGAUAUGUCUGAUGUUCUCCAUCAUCGGCUCGAUCUGGCUGGCCCGCAUCGAAGGUGUUCAGGAUAAUAUCUGGAGCCAGCUCUUCGUGGGCGCCUCCGAGUCAUGUGCCGAGGCGCUUGCCCAACUCUCUCUUUCCGAUCUCUUUUAUCAGCAUCGGAGAGGUCUCGUCUUGGGUCUGUACGUCCUUGCUACCAGUAUUGGUACAUUCACGGGCCCAAUGGUGUCUGGUUUCAUCACUGAUUCUCCCCUUGGAUGGAGAUGGGUGGGCUGGCUUGCCGCGAUGAUCUCGGGGGGUUUGAUUUUCGUAUUCUUCUUUGGAUUAGAGGAAACAUUCUUUGAUCGGAACAAUCCCGUCCAUGGCAUCCAAGGACAAGACGCGACUCCCGGUUCAAUUGAGAAAACUGAGGACCCAACCGACCUCCCGCUGGACGGAAAGGAAAAGACCGCGACAAGCGUCCAGGCCACACCCGACAACCAGCUCGACGAGGAAUGCGGCCAGAAGAAGGGUAAGACCUAUUUCCAGCGCAUCGCCCUGAUCACCCCGUCCCCAACCUUGGUCGGGACCGGCUUCAAGCAAUAUACCCGUCGACUGUUGCACACGCUGCGCGUGUUCACCUUCCCCGCUGUGCUCUACUCGGGCCUUCAAUGGGGUGCUCAGGACGCCUGGUUGACCUUCUACCUCACAGUGGAAGAAGACAACUGGUACGAUGCACCCUGGAAUUACAGCGAUGCAGCAGUGGGUAUCAUGAAUGUGCCUACUCUGAUUGGCGCGGUCAUCGGCUGCAUUUACGGAGGAUGGUUCUCCGAUUUCUUCGUCGUGUGGAUGGCGCGCCGAAACGGCGGCAUUUUCGAGGCCGAGCAACGUCUCUGGCUCCUGCUGCCGGUUGCUUUCAUCGGCCCUGCCGGUCUCAUGCUGUUCGGUAUUGGCUCGGACAAAGGCUGGGAUUGGCAUUUGCCGUAUCUCGGUUUGGGCUUCAUCGGCUUUGGCUGGGGCUGUGCGGGUGAUCUCAGCAUGGCAUAUCUUAUGGAUGCGUAUCCGGAUAUGGUGCUGGAGGGCAUGGUCGGUGUUUCGGUCAUCAACAAUACCAUUGGUUGUCUUUUCACGUUCACUGCUCAGAACUGGCUUGAUGCACAGACUCUCGCUCAGGUUUUCAUCGCGAUUGGCGUUUUGAGCUUCUGUUUCAUCAUGACGACUGUUCCCAUGAUUUACUGGGGUAAGAGGUGUCGACAAUUGACUCGCAAGCAAUACGAGACUUUCCUGCGCAUCCGUGAUGGCCCUGCCUAG